CACGCACAGGCAUCAGUACCACAUCGGCCACGGAGGCGAAACGUUCGUGAGUUUUCUCGCAUCGGAAAAAUUGUAUUUUUACAUCGAAAUUUUGCAUCUUGGAUAGUGCAAAUCUCGCGUUGCAACACUUUGAUGAAUCCUACAACAUUGCAUUUUUAUCAACUGUUGCGUGUUAGUGCAUUACGGAAAUAGUGUCUUGACAUCGCUAAAAAUAAACGCUACAUUUCUGCAUUCUGCAACGCAUAUCGUUAUAUAUCGUUAAAUAAAGUAAUUUUGAAUCGUCUAUUGUGUCUGUUGAUACAAUUAAAUCAGUAGAGUCAUUGUCCAAGUAUGGCCACUCAUGUAUUCCGUGGUAUCCAAAGGCUGAACCGAGUACUAGAUGCUAGCAUAAGGGCGUUUAAUUCCACACUAAAAUGUACAGCGUCAUUGCAAACCAAAAUUGUGAAAGGUUCAAAUGGAGAGAAAUUUUUUCUAUCUAAUGAUAUUUCUUAUCCGGAAACCUUAGUUCACGAAUUUAUUUGGAACAACAUUGAAAAUUAUCCUGACCAUGUUGCUUUGGAAUGUGGCAUAAGUGGCAAGAAGUAUACGUUCGCACAAGCCAAAGAUGCAACAAAUUAUAUUGGCAGAAGUUUACGAAAUAUAGGUCUCAAAGAGGGAGAUGUACUAGCAUUAGUGGCACCUAAUUUUCCGGACACAGUGUUAGGUUUCCUCGGAAGUUUGUCAGGUGGUUUUAUUGUUACUCCAAUGAAUCCGUAUUAUACAGUUGACGAGAUGUCAAAGCAGCUGUUAAGAGCUAAUGCAAAAGCAAUUAUCACGUCAGCUUCAGUUGCAUCCACAACGUUAGCUGCAACAAGAGCUUGUCUUUCACCUGAAACACCUUUUAUUGUGAUUGACGAUAAAACUGGUUCUAUACCAGAAGGUUCGAUACCUUUUGAUGAUCUCAUAAAGCGAGGUAAAUCCUUACCACCUAUAAGUACGAGUAGAAUUUUUGAUGAUAUAGCAACUGUACCCUUCUCAAGCGGUACGACUGGAUUACCAAAAGGUGUUAUGUUGACACAUCGCAAUCUGGUGUCUAAUAUCAUGAUGUGUCAAUCCUGUUUAGACGACUCAUAUAUUCCUACUACAAGUACACAUCAAGAAGUAAUUCCCACAAUAUUGCCAUUUUUUCACAUUUACGGUUUGAAUGGUGUAGUACUUUCGCGUCUUGCUUUCGGCGCAAAAAUGGUCUUUAUUCCAAAAUUCGUACCGGAGACAUUCCUCGAUGUCUUGCAGAAAAGCAAGGCAACUUUUUUAUAUUGCGUACCACCAAUUGUAUUAUUUUUGUCAUCUUCUUCUCUUGUGAAAAUGCAACAUCUUGAAUACAUUCACACUAUAGUGAGUGGCGCUGCGCCGCUCGCCAAAUCAGACGUUGACAAAUUAUUCAACAAAUUCAAUAUUGACCCUAAUAUAAUAAAGUUUCGUCAAGGUUACGGGUUGACAGAAUGUUCAUCAGUAGCAUUCGUUGAAGACGGAAAGAAAUUUUCCAGCAUCGGAAAAAAUUUAGACGGUUGCUUAGCACGCUUAGUAAAUAUAGAGACUCAGCAAGAUAUCGUCACUCCUGGUGAAAACGGUGAAUUAUGGAUUAAGGGACCUCACAUUAUGAAAGGAUAUUUGAAUGAUGAAGCCUCAACGAAAGAAGUAUUAACCGAAGAUAAAUGGUUGAAAACAGGCGAUAUUGCUUAUUUCGAUGAAGAUUAUGAUUUUUUUAUUACUGGCAGAAUGAAAGAGCUUAUUAAAGUCAAAGGAUUCCAGGUACCGCCAGCGGAAUUGGAAGCAUUGUUACGAGCACAUCCAGAUGUAGACGACGCAGCAGUAAUUGGGAUUCCGCACGCAAAAUAUGGCGAAGUACCGAAAGCAUUUAUAGUGAUGAGCAAAGAUAAGAAACUUACCGAAGAUGAUAUUAAAAACUUUAUGAAAGAAAAGGUCUCCCACUACAAGCAACUCAAAGGCGGAGUUGUAUUUCUUGACGAGAUUCCGAAGAACGCUGCUGGAAAAAUUUUAAGAUUAAAAUUAAAAAAUGAUUAUUAGUCCUAAAUAAAGAGAGAGAGAGAGAGAGAGAAAGAGAGAUAGAGAGAGAGAGAGACAGAGAGAGAGAGAGAGAGAGAGAGUUUUGAAUAAAA
This is a messenger RNA of Camponotus floridanus (Florida carpenter ant), 2159 nucleotides long. Its product is annotated as 4-coumarate--CoA ligase 1. Bases 331 to 2067 code for a protein of 578 amino acids. Gene Ontology annotation, cellular component: mitochondrion. Gene Ontology annotation, molecular function: long-chain fatty acid-CoA ligase activity. Gene Ontology annotation, biological process: long-chain fatty acid metabolic process; fatty-acyl-CoA biosynthetic process. The record is from RefSeq and is a predicted model, not a curated record. The transcript is spliced from 10 exons. Lineage: Eukaryota; Metazoa; Arthropoda; Insecta; Hymenoptera; Formicidae.